Brassica oleracea var. oleracea is the source of this 1020-nucleotide messenger RNA. RefSeq names its product putative F-box protein At4g38870. The record is from RefSeq and is a predicted model, not a curated record. Gene Ontology annotation, molecular function: protein binding. NCBI's taxonomy places the organism in Eukaryota, Viridiplantae, Streptophyta, Magnoliopsida, Brassicales, Brassicaceae.
GAAGAAGCUUAUACAAACGGAAGCGUAAACUCAUACUCCCUUUCGCUUGAUCUCAUGAUAGAGAUAUUCAAACAGUUGCCACUGAAAAACCUAAUCAGAUCACUAUGCGUAUCUAAGCAAUGGGCUUCCAUCAUCUGCGGUCGAUAUUUCAUGAAACUAUUCCUGAAUGAGUCCUUGACUAGACCAAAAAGUGUUGUCUUCGUGUUCAAAAAGAUUGCACAUGAACUAGUACCAUCUUCUUCCGAUGCUGCUUCUUCUUUAGCCACUUACCAUGUGACUGUUCACACCCUACAGCGCACGAAUAUAUCUCCUUCAGUCCACGUUUGCUAUGGACCACCUUCUGAACUCAUCGUCUAUAACCCUUGCACUAGACGAUCCGCUACCUUGCCCAAGUUUAAUGCAGGGAGGAGGGUCAUAAACCACUACUUAGGCUAUGAUCCCAUCAACAACGAUUAUAAAGUGUUGUGCAUCAUCAGAGGUAUGCCUAAGCUGAGUAACAGACGCGGUUUAGCUGCGGAGAUACUUGUUUUGACACUGGGAUCAUCAACUCAUCAGGAUUCAUGGAAGAUGAUGAAUAUUCAAGACAAUAUCAUUCCUCAUCACUCUCCUCUAAGUGAGGAACUGUGCAUCAAUGGUGUUUUGUAUUAUCAAGCUUUUACUGUAAAACUAAAUGCUUCUGCGAUCAUGAGUUUUGAUGUUAGGUCUGAAAAGCUUGCUCUUAUCAAAGGACCUUGCACCUUUCCCACUUUCUCGAAGUUGACAAGCUACGAGGAAAAGCUAGCUGUCAUCUUCUAUAAAAAGAAAAUCAGUGGUAUUAUUGCCUUGUGGGUUCUACAAGAUCUCUGCGAGAUUAUUGAUACACCAAUCCACGAGCAUGCAUCGCAAACUAGCUUUGUCUAUUUUGAUCUCAAGAAUGAUAGUGUGAGAAAUUUUAAUAUCGAAGGAAUCACAGACGAGUAUAUGUUUUGUCAAUCGAACUUUGUUUCCGCUGGUCAGGUUGAGAAUCUCAUGUUUCUAUAA